CCCCUGCUUGCCUGCCUCUGCCCGGGUGCUGCUUCAGAGGUUCCCUGAUCCAUGAGCCCUCGGAUUGAAAUGGGACUUGAUGGCGUGGAAAUUUUCUCUGACUCUUCAGGGAGUCACCGUGUGCUGCAGAAGGCUCACACCCGGGUGGAUUUGGUGAAUUCUGCCAGAGCAAAGACUGAUGGAAUAUAUAUUUUAGCUAACCAGAAUGGCUGUGGUGGUGAUUGUGUGUAUUAUGAUGGCUGGGCCGUGAUUCCAGUAAAUGGAGAAACAGUUGUACGAGGAUCCCAGUUUUCACACCAUGAUGUGGAGGUGCUGGUUGCCACUCUGGACUUGGAGGAUGUUUGAAGGUACAAAGCAGAGAUUUCAUCUCAUAACUUAACGGCAAGUAAAGUGAGUCCUUAUCCCAGGGUAAAAGUGAAUUUUGCUCUGUGGUGUUCUGGUGAUGCAGCUGUACCUUCGUGUAUGCCAGUGCAGUGGAGACAUCUUAGUCCUGAAGAGGAAAUCCUUGGUCCUGCCUGUUGGCUCUGGGACUGCUUAAGGUGCAGCAAACAGAUGUGGACGUGCUGGCUGAUGCACACGAGAGUGUGGAAACGAUGA
Molecule: messenger RNA, 597 nt
Organism: Calidris pugnax (ruff)
Lineage: Eukaryota; Metazoa; Chordata; Aves; Charadriiformes; Scolopacidae
Product: glutamine-dependent NAD(+) synthetase-like
Exons: 7
Biological process (GO): NAD+ biosynthetic process
Cellular component (GO): cytoplasm
Molecular function (GO): NAD+ synthase (glutamine-hydrolyzing) activity; glutaminase activity
Source: RefSeq, a predicted model, not a curated record